Brassica rapa (field mustard) is the source of this 1579-nucleotide messenger RNA. Its product is annotated as defensin-like protein 159. Lineage: Eukaryota; Viridiplantae; Streptophyta; Magnoliopsida; Brassicales; Brassicaceae. The record is from RefSeq and is a predicted model, not a curated record.
AUCCACCUUAGCUUCUUAAAAGUCCAAUACCACAAAAAUAAAAACUUAUCUAUUACAACACAUCAAAAGUGUUUUGAAAUAAAACUAUGAAAACCCUUUAAACAAGAGAAAACAAGAAAAAACACUUUCUUUGAAUUUAAAUACUUUCAAUAUAAAACAAAAUCAACAAUUAAAUAUAACAAGAGAUUAUAUAAAAAUAAUACAACAAAAUCAACAAUUAAAUAUAACAAGCAACUAUAGUCUAUAAUAUUUGAUAUUCAUAUAAAAAUCAACAAUUACAUAUAAGAAGCAAUUAUCCGCGCGAAGCGCGGAAAAAAGAUCUAGUAUAGCUAAAUACACUAUAAUGCUUGUGUGAGUGCAAAUAAUAAUUAAUAUUAACAGUCAUUAAUUUAAUUUGGUUUAUUCAGUGGAAACGAGCUGAAAUUUAUCAUGCAUAAAUAUCGAAAUAAAAAUCUAUUAAUACAAAUAUAAAAUUUUAUGCCUAGAUGAACUAUAUUAUUAGAAUAACGGUAUUCUAACAAGAAUGGUAAUGUUUUAGUCGUAGUCCUCUCUAUUUAAGCUUUGAAUGUUAUGAUUCGCACCGCAUCGCAGUUAACAAUAACAAAAAUCUCUACAUAUACUAUAUAUCUAUAUGUUUUUAUUAUUUUUUUAACCGCACCGCAUUUAUACCGUUUUUUCACACUUCAGAAUCCGCUAUUACCUUUCAAAAUCUUAAAUAGACAGAUUAAUCAAAGAUACAUUUGAUUUUUUCCUACAAUUAGCUAAUGAUUGUUUCAAUAGUCAAAAGCCUAUUUUGGAACAAUAAAGGAUAAUAAUAUUUGACAAAAUCAAGAAUGCAUUAAUUACAUUUGACUAAUUGGCUAUACUGUAUUAUUUAAAUGAUUAUUUCCAUAAUAGAUGUCUAGUUUCUUUUUGUAAUACCUACAAAAUUUUGACCUCAUAUCAAUUUUUAAAUGAAUUUGCUAAUUAAACUGACUGAUUAUUUUAUCUUUAUUUCGCUAAUUAAUUCUUCAAUAGUCAAAAGUCUAUUUAAAAUAAAAUCUGAUAUAUUUUAUUAUAUUCUAUUUAUUGUUUUCUCAUUUAAGCAAACAAUUUUAUUUUAUGUGCUAAAAAGUAAACAAAGUAAAAAAGAACAUCCCUUACCUUACGACCAGUAUAUAGACAUAUAAGUAUGACAUUACUACACCAAAGUCGCCGAAAAGAAAAAUAUCAAACAAAGAAUAUUGAUCAUGGCCAAGUUAUCUUGUUCUUAUUUUCUUGUACUCAUGAUUGUAUUCUCAGUAUGUUUAAUGGUUGAAAAAAUUGAGGGAAAGAUAUGUGAAAUAACGCUUAAAGUAGGAACAGACUGUAUAAGGUUCUUUUGCGCUCAAGACUGCGCCGGGCAAUACUAUGGCGGGCUUGGAUAUUGUUUUGACGAUCCUAAAGUUCCCGGACCUCUUAACUGUCGUUGUAGAUAUGAUUGUUAAAGAGAUAACUUUAUGAAAAGUGGUGAUAAAUAUAUUAAAUAAAUGUAAGGUUUUUGAUCAAAAUAAAACCUAUGAAAUUCUAUAUUCUAUAAAAGAUAUCGAUUUAUAAUUAA